AGCAAUCUUCACUCUUCAAAGGAUUCUUGGUCUACUUACCCUCAGUAAAUGAUAUAACAGUAACCAUGUCGGAAUCAACCCAUUUUAAAGGUCAAUCUCGCGUCCUCAAAGUCUGUCAUUGGUGCGCAAAAAAGCAAGAACCAGAGGCAAAGCCUUUUCAGGCGUGUUCUCGUUGCAAAGAGGUGAGGUGUACAUUUCAUGCUUCCGCUUCAAGACAUUUGACACGUCUAGGUCAUAUAUUGUAGUAAAGAAUGUCAGGUAGCGAGUUGGCCACUCCACAAGACUCCGUGCAAGUUCAGCGCAGAAGCAAAUGCUGCUAUGUCAAAGAACCCCGUUGCCGCUCAAGGUAUUGCCAACUUUAAGAAAUGGCAUGGGUUGCAUAUCGGUGCUCUACGCCACGCGGCCAUUUGUGCUUUUGACCUCGGUCACAACCCAACGGCUCUAGAGGAUGGUGUUCUCUUCGUCGAGAUAGAGCUCAAAUCCAGCCACAAGGACUUCCCUCUGAAAAGGAAGUAUGAACCUACCGGUGGUUUCACACUGACCAUGAAAGAGACACGCGAGAUGUUGGGUAACAUGGGAGGCGCUGCCAUUUUGGAUAGUAUCAAGGAAGCUAAUCUUCACAUGCAACGAAAGGGUGCCUUGGGCGUGGCGACCUUGUUAUUAAAAUCUCAUGACAUGGUCGACGUCGUAAAAAUCAUUCUUCCUUCACCUGCAUCGGUCCGUCAAGAGCAAGAGGCAGACAAUUGGGGUCAGCUUUGGUUCGAUAAUCUGCGGCUUGCGGUGGAAUCGGAUUGACCUCGAUUCGGUAUGCGAGACGGUGUUUGAUAUUAAGUACCGUGUGUUGUCGCCUCACCGAACUUAUCUAUGGCUAGC
Molecule: messenger RNA, 873 nt
Organism: Laccaria bicolor S238N-H82
Lineage: Eukaryota; Fungi; Basidiomycota; Agaricomycetes; Agaricales; Hydnangiaceae
Exons: 7
Coding region: 319-795 (158 amino acids)
Source: RefSeq, a predicted model, not a curated record